AAUUUCAGCAAUUGCCUCUAGAUAUAAAAACAAAUGUAAUUUUUACGCGGGAGGUCAAAGGUUACUAACAAAAUGGCUGAACACUCUACAACCGCGGUCACAAUGUCUGGCAAAUGCACGAGCUUGCGGCAUCUUGAGCUAGCAAAGUAACGUUAGCCCAACGCGGCUGUUGAGAAGGAAACAUCACGGAGCAGUGCUGCUAUGGCUUGUUGAAACUUCAGCCAAGACACAACAGCAAGAAGCGAGGAUGAACAGGAAGAAGGAUAAAGGAUUCGAGAGUCCGCGCCCCUUUAAAUUGACCCACCAGGUGGUGUGCAUCAACAACAUCAACUUCCAGAGGAAGUCUGUCAUUGGCUAUGUUGAGCUGACCAUUUUCCCGACAGUGGUCAACCUGAACAGGAUCAAGCUUAACAGUAAACAGUGCCGCAUCUACAGGGUCCGAGUCAAUGAACUCGAAGCCCCAUUCAUUUACAAUGACCCCACACUGGAGGUGUGCCACCAUGAGUCGAAGCAGAGGAACCUCAACUAUUUCUCCAGUGCCUACACAGCAGCAGUGAGUGCUGUGGACCCUGAUGCAGGACAUGGGGAACUGGUCAUCAAAGUUCCCUCUGAACUCUGGAAACAAGGAGAUGAUUUGAAAGUUUUAAAGGUGUACAUUGAAUUUUCCCUGGACCAGCCAAAAGGAGGUCUCCACUUUGUUGUUCCUGAUGUGGAAGGCAGCAUGGCAGAGAGAGGAGCUCAUGUGUUCUCCUUUGGAUACCAGAACUCCACCAGAUUCUGGUUCCCCUGUGUGGACUCCUACUCAGAGCUCUGUACGUGGAAGCUGGAGUUCACCGUGGAUGCUUCCAUGGUGGCGGUGUCCUGUGGCGAUCUGGUGGAGACCAUCUACACCCAUGAUAUGAGGAAGAAGACUUUUCACUAUGUCCUCCCCAUCCCCACUGCUGCCCCCAACAUCUCCUUGGCUGUGGGGCCCUUUGAAAUCCUCGUAGAUCCCUACAUGCAUGAGGUGACCCAUUUCUGCCUGCCACAGCUACUGCCGCUGCUUAAACACUCCAUGUCUUACCUACAUGAGAUUUUUGAGUUCUACGAGGAGAUCCUGACAUGCCGCUACCCUUAUUCCUGUUUCAAGACUGUGUUUGUGGACGAGGCCUAUGUACAAGUGUCCACCUUUGCUUCCAUGAGCAUCUUCAGUACCAACCUGCUCCACAGCGCCAUGAUCAUAGACCAGACCCCGCUGACACGCCGCUGUCUGGCCCAGGCCUUGGCUCAGCAGUUCUUUGGCUGUUUCAUCUCCAGGAUGUCAUGGGCUGAUGAGUGGGUGUUGAAGGGAAUCUCAGGCUACAUCUACGGCCUCUACCUAAAGAAGACCUUUGGAGUCAAUGAGUACCGGCACUGGAUCAAAGAGGAGUUGGACAAGAUUGUGGAAUAUGAACUAAAGAUGGGAGGGGUUCUGUUGCACCCUACCUUCAUUGGAGGCAAAGAGAAGGACAAUCCAACGCCCCACCUUCACUUCUCCAUCAAGCACCCACACACAUUGUCCUGGGAGUACUACAAGAUGUUCCAGUGUAAGGCCCACCUGGUGAUGAGGCUGAUAGAAAACAGGAUCAGCAUGGAGUUCAUGCUGCAGGUUUUCAACAAGCUUCUGAGCCUGGCCAGUACUGCCUCAUCCCAGAAGUACCAGAGUCAGAUGUGGAGUCAGAUGCUUCUGUCUACUCACGCCUUCCUCAAAUCCAUCUCCAAUGUCUCUGGCAAAGACAUAGGCCCCCUCAUCAAACAAUGGGUAGACCAGAGUGGUGUGGUGAAAUUCUUUGGCAGUUUUGCCUUCAACAGGAAGAGGAACGUGCUAGAGCUGGAGAUCCGUCAGGACUACACAUCAUCUGGAACUCAAAAAUAUGUGGGUCCCAUCAAGGUGACAGUGCAGGAGCUGGAUGGAUCCUUCAACCAUACGCUGCAGAUCGAGGAGAACAGCCUCAAACAUGACAUCCCCUGUCAUUCCAAGAGCAGACGAAACAAGAAGAAGAAGAUCCCUCUGAUGAAUGGAGAGGAAGUUGACAUGGAUUUAUCGGCCAUGGAUGCUGACUCUCCUCUCCUCUGGAUCCGGAUUGACCCAGACAUGUCCAUUCUGAGGAAGGUGGAGUUUGAGCAGGCUGACUUCAUGUGGCAGUAUCAGCUGCGCUAUGAGAGGGACGUAGUUGCACAGGAGGAGGCCAUCUCAGCACUGGAAAAGUUCCCAACUCCUGCCUCCAGACUGGCUCUGACAGACAUCCUAGAGCAAGAACAGUGUUUCUACAAAGUCCGCAUGCAGGCCUGCUUCUGUUUGGCCAAGAUAGCCAAUGCCAUGGUGAGCACGUGGCAGGGCCCGCCAGCUAUGAAGUCCCUGUUUACCCGAAUGUUCUGCUGUAAGAGUUGCCCCAACAUCGUCAAGACCAACAACUUCAUCAACUUCCAGAGCUACUUUCUACAAAAGACGAUGCCUGUUGCCAUGGCGUUACUCAGAGAUGUCCAGAACCUCUGUCCCAAAGAUGUCCUAAACUUCAUCCUUGACCUCAUCAAGUAUAACGACAACAGAAAAAACAAAUUUUCAGAUAACUACUACCGCGCAGAUCUGAUUGAAGCGCUGACCAACUCUCUGACCCCAGCCAUCAGCAUCAACAAUGAGGUGCGGACAGUGGACAAUUUAAAUGCUGACGUCCGUCUCAUCUUGGAGGAGAUCACACGAUUCCUAAACAUGGAGAAACUGCUGCCGAGCUUCAGAAACACCAUCACUGUCAGUUGUCUGAGAGCGAUUCGUCAGCUUCAGAAGAACGGCCAUAUUCCCAGUGACGCGUCACUCUUCAAGUCCUACGCUGAGUAUGGACACUUUGUAGACAUUCGCAUCGCUGCACUGGAGGCUCUAGUGGACUAUACUAGAGUUGAAAGGUGUUCGGCAGAGCUACAGUGGCUGCUCAACAUGGUUCAGAAUGACCCAGCUCAUUAUGUCAGACAUAAGAUCCUGGGUAUGCUCUGUAAGAAUCCACCUUUCACCAAGACAACAGACUCAGCUCUGUGUAACGAAGCUCUGGUCGACCAGCUUUGGAAGCUUAUGAACUCAGGUACCUCCCAUGACUGGCGGCUGCGCUGCGAUGCUGUGAACCUCUACUACACGUUGUUUGGUUUGACUCGGCCCUCCUGCCUCCCCCUGCCAGAACUGGGCCUUGUGCUCAACUUGAAGGAGAAGAAAGCUGUCCUAAACCCCACCAUCAAGCCUGAGCUGGGGGUCGGCACUGUUAUGGACACGCCUGCCAGUAUAGGCAUCCAUGGUGUCGGCAUGAGCUACACUGCUGUGGAUGAAGAGCCAGAUCCUAUUUCACUAGGGGUGUGUGGGGUGGGCCAGCCCCCUCAGGGCCUGAAGAGGAAGGCAGAGACCCCGCUGGGCUCCCCUCCAGAGCCAGGACAGGUACUGCAGCAACAGGAUGAUGAUGGAAGAGGAGGCCGCUACAAGAUCAGGUUCAACACAAUGGAAGAUGAAGAUAUCGAUAUGGAGACUGUUCAUGACAGUCAGGCCUUCAUUCACCAUCAUCUCAAUCUCUUAGAGAGACCCUCUACACCAGGUAAAGAACCACCGUCAGUCGAACAGUCCAUGCUCUCCAUGCCCGCCACACCGGUGCCGUCCUUUUCCAAAGAGACCACGUCUCUGUCCUCUAAACACGCCGGCGAACAUGGCCACCACCAUCACCACCACCACCACGAGCACAAGAAGAAGAAGAAGAAGCACAAGCACAAACACAAGCAUAAGCACAAACACGAAAGCAAGGACAAGGACAGAGAGAGGGACAACUCCCACGCCUACAGCAACAGCCCGGCCAGCGGCAGGUCCCUGCGCUCGCCGUCUCUGUCUGACUAAAACAUCUGGAGGGAAGUUCGGUUUCCAACUGCUGUUGUUUCAGUCAGGGUUAACUGGAUACAUCCAUCUGGCAUCCCUGUGAGUAUGAAGACACAAAAUGGAAGGCAAAACAUGUUUAGUUGAUCUAAAUAUUAAUUACUCAGUAGUAUUGUAAUACAGGAAGACACAUUUGGACAAAGUGUGAAAGAAAAAGAUGUUCAGGUGUUGUAAUCGUCAGAUAAAUGGCAGCACUGAAUUCUUCAGCGGAAACAGCAGUGCACGUUGGCUUGAGAAAAGGAAACAUGGAAUUCUGAACUGUGGUUGCAGUGUCAUUAAGGUAAACCCUCCAGAGGUGUCCAUGUGUCCUCACCCCACACCACACACACUCAGCCUGCAGGAGUUUGUGGACUUUUAACACUGCUUCCAAGCUGUCUGAGGCAUGCAACCACAUACAGCUCUCUCCACAAACAGGCAAAUACAGUCUCAGCCAGCCUCACACCCUACAUAGACUCCACUCUGGUGUGCCUCAUCCCCACAGCUCAAUCCCAACAUUCAGUGAGCGGCUUUCGAGGGGAAACAUCAUUGAUCAUGGUGUGGAUUUACCAUUCUGUCUGGACUGAGCCUCCGGUGUCUUUAACAUCCUGCAAAUGACAUUUCCCUCAAAGAUGAAAAUUAAACAGGAAUUUCACUGUGCUGUACAAUCGAAACUCGAGUAAUACUAGUCUGUUUUUUAAUACCUUUUGUUUCCUAACUGUCAUCAUUGAUUAAAGAUGCUUUUGUAUUCAUGAAUGUUUUAACUAGAUUAAAUCCAACUCCACAAAGGCA
Molecule: messenger RNA, 4687 nt
Organism: Siniperca chuatsi (mandarin fish)
Lineage: Eukaryota; Metazoa; Chordata; Actinopteri; Centrarchiformes; Sinipercidae
Gene: taf2
Product: TAF2 RNA polymerase II, TATA box binding protein (TBP)-associated factor
Exons: 28
Coding region: 248-3883 (1211 amino acids)
Biological process (GO): transcription initiation at RNA polymerase II promoter
Cellular component (GO): transcription factor TFIID complex
Molecular function (GO): transcription cis-regulatory region binding; RNA polymerase II general transcription initiation factor activity; chromatin binding
Source: RefSeq, a predicted model, not a curated record